AUGACAACUUCACAGUCAACUCCUGCUGCACUUAGCGCAGAAAGCUUGUUCAAUGCUAAGGGUAUCGUCGCGGUUGUUACAGGUGGUGGUACAGGAAUUGGGCUUAUGAUAACUAAAGCUCUGGCCACUAAUGGCGCAUCUAAAGUAUACAUCAUAGGACGACGUCUGCAAGUCCUGCAGCAAGCCGCAGAACAGAUCGGCACCGGUAAUGUAAUUCCGGUUACCUGCGAUGUGACGUCUAAAGAGUCUUUGCAGUCGGCGGCAACUCAAAUCCAGCAGGACUCCGGAUUUAUUAACCUGCUAGUCUGCAACUCGGGCAUCGGUGGGCCGUAUGGGAACCGGCCCAGGCCCGAGACCACCUUGGAUGAGUUCAUCGAGGCCAAUUUGACCAUACCCAUCCAGGAUUACACUAAUACAUUCGCCGUCAACACUAGCGCUGUGUGGUAUACUACCAUAUCAUUUCUGAAGCUCUUGGACGCCGGUAACCUAAAGGGUAACGUGGAGCAGAAGAGUCAGGUUAUCGCCAUAAGCAGCAUCGGCGGCCUCAACAAGAUAAACACGGGAGGCUUCGCUUAUGGACAGAGCAAAGCCGCCUGCAUACACCUUAUUAAGCAGUUAAGUGUGGCACUACCACAGUGGAAUAUCAGAGCCAACGUCAUAUGCCCUGGCCUCUACCCGAGCGAGAUGUCGGCCCCUAUUAUAGAAAAAGGAGGAAUCGGAAAAGAUAUGGUGCCUCUCGAGCGUGCCGGAGAUGAGAAGGAUAUGGCGGGCGCUGUCCUCUAUCUCGCCUCCAGGGCUGGUGCCUACUGCAAUGGCACCGUACUUGUGACUGAUGGAGGAAGGUUGACUACGUUCCCCUCGACCUUCUAG
Molecule: messenger RNA, 870 nt
Organism: Daldinia childiae
Lineage: Eukaryota; Fungi; Ascomycota; Sordariomycetes; Xylariales; Hypoxylaceae
Product: Rhamnolipids biosynthesis 3-oxoacyl-[acyl-carrier-protein] reductase
Exons: 3
Coding region: 1-870 (289 amino acids)
Source: RefSeq, a predicted model, not a curated record